This is a messenger RNA of Lactuca sativa (garden lettuce), 1053 nucleotides long. The record is from RefSeq and is a predicted model, not a curated record. NCBI's taxonomy places the organism in Eukaryota, Viridiplantae, Streptophyta, Magnoliopsida, Asterales, Asteraceae.
AUGGAGCCCGACUGGAUCACCCCAAUGCAAGAGGAGUUAGUAGAGUUUGAAAGAAACAAAGUAUGGAAACUAGUACUAAAGCCAAAAAAAGGCCACACAAUUGUUGGUGCUAGAUGGGUAUACAAAAACAAGCUUGAUAAUUCCGGCUUCGAGAGUCAAGAAUUUCCAAAUCACUGCUAUAAGCUAGAAAAAGCAGUAUACAGUCUUAAACAAGCUCCAAGGGCAUGGUAUGAGACUAUUUCUGAGUUUCUUGUCACGUCUGGAUACAAAAGAGGUGUAAUUGAUCCCACUUUUUUUAGAAGAGCAAAUGGUAAUCACUUAAUGCUUAUCCAAAUAUACGUGGAUGAUAUCAUCUUUGGAUCCAUAGAUCAGGGUAUGGUGAAUGACUUUGCAAAGCUCAUGACAAGUAAAUUCCAAAUGAUCAUGAAUAGAGAGAUUAAUUUCUUUCUAGGAAUUCAAUUCAAACAAGUCCCUCAAGGGAUAUUCACUCAUCAAGAGAAAUAUACCUCUGAGCUGCUGAAGAAAUUCUCAAUGGAUAAUUGUUCCUCAGCCAAGGUCCCGAUGGCCUUCGGAUACAAGAUCUCAGCUGAUCCUACCGGAGAAUCAGUUAACCAAAAAGCAUAUCAUGGAAUGAUUGGGUCAUUGAUGUACCUCACUGCAAGUAGACCGGGCAUUGUCUUUCCAACAGGCUUAUGUGCUAGGUACCAAGCGGAUCCCAAAGUAUCUCACUUGACCGCAGUCAAGCAAAUUAUUAGAUACUUACAAGGAAGUAAAGAGUUAGGCCUCUGGUACCCUGCAAGAAAUGACUUCAGCCUCCAAGCUUUCACGGAUGCGGAUCAUGCUGGAUGUAGAUUAGAUCGAAAAAGUACUUCAGGUGGAUGCCAAUUCCUAGGAGGAAGACUAGUCAACUGGUCUUCAAGGAAGCAGAAUUGUGUCUCGUUGUCUACCGUAGAAGUUAAGCAUGUGGCCGAAGCCAGUUGCUGUUCCCAAGUUCUAUGGAUAAAGACUCAACUCAUGGAUUAUGGAUACAGAAUGUUGUGGGUAACCAAUUAA